AUGACCAAAGAUGAGAUUCAACAUUUUUUCGGUGUAGAGGAUCAUAACAAAGGUGAUUAUGAUGGUCGGUUGAAGAGAAAUAGUUUGUUUUAAGCACUUUAAUAAUCACAUUUUUUUGGUGAGCCAAAAAGCAACAAUCAUGAAGUACGAUUAGCUGACUUAGCGGGGUUUUUUUAAAAUAUUUUUUAUGAAAUAACAAGUUCGGCUAUUCUACUUAUCACGCAGUGAUCACGAGGAGGUAUUUACCUGUCCUAGAUUUCGAUACAAGAGUGUCGUCACUCACUUUCACCACUUAAGUGGCGUACAAUCACCUCACGGAUAUCUGAGCGUGUUCAGGGCCAUCCAAGUAAUCGUGCCAUUUCCUUCAGUUAAACCAUCCUUUCUUGGUUAAACAUGUAUACAUGUGUAAACUGCCAAAACUAAAUGCACCAAAGCCAGAUACGAAAACCCUAAAAACCAGCAAGUGGAAAAAAGGGGGACUAAAAAGAAAAAAUAACAGGUUACUGCAGAAAAGGAACUAACUAUAGGCAAACGUUACCAUCACAUGACGACAUAAAAGGGACCUUAAGCAUCGACAACGAAAGGGAUGACGACGACGCUUCGCAACCGAGGCAGACUGGGCCAAGGGUUUCGUUUUCGGCGGGGAAAACGAAGUUUGACCAGUGCAGCUUCCCAGACAGACGACGACUUUUUCUGUGAGAGGAACUUUGUCUUGGAACAGUCUUGUUAUGGCAUUCAUAUGGCAUUGAUGAUUGUUUAAUCGACGAUGGCGAAUUUAUUGUUCUUUACAACCACCAUCAUUCGAUUUUGGAGGCUUUCGAUUCUCUUCGUCGUGCAGCUUUUGUUUUUGUUUUUAAGUUAAAAGUGUAUACCCAUCUUAAACAGCUCUUGACUUGUAGUUACGCCAAAUUUCGGCUGCUGAAUAGAAUUAAGUUUUGCUGCAAUGUUCUUCCACAGUUCCUCAUAGCCACAUCAUGUUCCAGAGUCUACUGGAAAAUAGUUACCUUUACUAGCGGCUAAAAAUAACGUAGGAAAUAAUCAAAUUUUAAUUUAGUAAGAAAAAAUGAAAAUUUAUCCCAUAGUACAACCUAGAAUGCACGAGUAUACAUACACCGUAAGGGAACAAACAGCAUCUAAUCUAAAAGGUUCGGAAGAUAGCAGGGGAAAGCUUACUUGUUUUUCUGACUGGUUGUUCCGCCAUCACUCAGGUUUUCAGACAAACCGAACCUGAAAAAUAAAUUGAAGUUAGCAGGCGAAGAAAUCGACGAAGUGCUUAACAUUUGGAUUCUGCAAAUCCACAAAGAAUAUAUUUCUACUUUUACUUAAUGACAAGGGGGGAAAAGAGUGAUUUACCCGCAAAAAGUAUUAGUUUUAUACUUACGUUUUAUCGACGACGGCAAACCUCCCUGAAUUUCGUCGUCGACGAAGGCUGGACGAUGUUCAAUCUCGUUCCCUGAGGCCGCGAUCCUUUUGUCCAGCGGAUUGCCCCAUCCGCUGGACAAAAGUAACGGAGGCUCUCGGGACGAGAUUGGAAGACGUUUUGACAACCUUACGCAUGCCCUGAAGGUUCGCGCGGGAAAAUUUCACUUCCGGUGGGCGUCGUCGUCCCAUUUCGUCGUCGAUGCUUAAGGUCCCUAAAAAUUAAACGAAAACUAAAUGUACAACUCAGACCUUCACCUUUAAGUUUCACGUGCAGUAUUAGCUUGGAAGAAAAGACUACAGUUUACUCAAUUUUUCUUUAAACAAUUGCUUUUUUCUCUUUUUCCCCCUUUUUUUACAAGUUCCUGAAUAUGAUGUCGCCAGUCCUUACCUGUCCAAUAAUCAGGGAGACUUCGUGUCUUAUUCCCUACAUCCGAGCCCGGUCAGGAGUAAACGAGACGCUGAUCAUUAUGCCGAGAAUUCCUAUUAUAAGUUGGAUACAUUUGGCAAAAAACUUCAUUUGAGAUUUAGACGAAACGAACACUUGUUGGCUCCAGAUCUGAAGCUAGUGAGACAAAACGGUGACGGCACAACAACUUCGCAUCCAGCACCGCCAAACACUUUUUAUCUGGGACAUGUUGUUACAGAUCCAGGCUCUACAGUCGCACUUAGCAACGAUGGAGGUCUGGUGAGUAAAAACUCUUUAUCUCUUAAGAGGUCUGACUCUUAACCAGUCGUCUUUUAUUUGUCUUUGUUAUUAAUCACUGGAGCGCAAAAUAUUUUACGACGUGAGGAGGAGUUGCUGCGGUUCUGCUAGUGUUCGUUAACUACGAAUGUCGCAGCCGUGUAUGGAUUAUAAAAGACGACCGGUGGAGUCAGUGCCAAGACAUUAAAAGUAACUGUUAGAAAAAUAUCAGUUAAAUUUCAACAAAAUAUUUAAUUGUCAGACUGGAUUAGUGAAAACGUCACGCGAUACAUUUCUUCUGCAUCCACUUCCUGUACAUUUGGCUAAACACGUGACGAGCAGUAGAGAUGCCACGCCCCAUCUUGUGUAUCGAAGAUCUUUCUUUGAAGACAGCGUUGCCUCGUGUAAAAUAGGUAAAUUUAAGAAAUUAUUUUUUAUUUUUGUCUUCUCUCCUUUUGUUCAUAUGCUUUAUUUUUUCUGCUAAUAUUAGUUUGUGUUCGCAUUUUCGGUACAAAAUACAGUGACUCCAAAUGAUAGCAUAAGUUUAUUGCAAAUAUUUAGAUAGGAACGAAACGAGUUGUUUCGUUGAUAAAAGCCCUUGAAAUAAAGAUAGGUUAUUGACCGUAGAAUUGUGUUAAUAUAUAGAUUUAGCCAGGGCUAAAAGCGAAGCUCCAAUUAAUAAAUUUAUAAUUUAAAUCAAACAAUAAACUUUUAAUCCACAAAUCAUUUAACUUAAGGGCACAUUCAUGUGACUUUUGAGGGAAAGGCUAAGUUAUUUUAGAGUGAAACAUCUUACAUCGAAUUGAUAACCUUAUAUGUACACCCAAAAAAUAGCAAACAUCUUCGAUCACAUUCAAGAUGACGGUAGAUUAGACCUCGAAAACAAAUUCUUGGAAAACAAAUCACGCCAAAUUUUUUUGCGUUCGACAGGUUUACUUUACAAAUUCUUGCCAACAAAUUUGGGGGUGUUUAAACCAAACUUUUAUAAUUUUUAUACAUCAAAUUUGAGGUGAAACAGUACUAUUUAUCAUACAGACCUCUGACAGAAUGCAGUAUUUCACAAUUUUUCAAGACAAAUUGCACUCAGCCAAUAUUCAGGACGAUCAAUCGUAAAGCGAAACCGUUCAAAAAUUUCCAAAAUCACCCAUAUGGCCAGCCGGUUCUCGUUUCUAUAGUGCGAGCUGUCAGUGUGGUCGAGUGUUGGAAUGAACUUUAGUAGAGUUAGGCUUCAACAUAAUAGCGAAUUUAUAAUUUUUUUUUUGUAAUUUAAUGUUUUCAGUUAUAACGAUGUGUAAUCUUAUAAAGCGUUUGAUACGCGCAACAUUUUUUAGUACUCCUGCAAGCGAUGUUCAUGAACGAUGAAAACAAACGGCACAGACAAGCGAUUAAAAUUGCAAGAGAGACUACUAACAAUCAAAAAAAGAAAUAUAAUUCGUGAAACAUUUACAGAGACAACAAUUUUCAUUCAUUAAGACAAGUAUUAAAGUGUCUCUAAACACCCUGAGUCUCGGCGUGAAGCUUAAGCCGGCUUCCCGGCGCGGGUGUUUACUGUUUUCCAAGGUAAACUCCUCGAAGCAAGAAAAUCGCUCAAAGUUUUCUUUCUACAGCCAAAUUUAUAACUAAAUAUUCUUCGGAACGUUUUCUUUCUAUUUGUGGAGAGCAAAUAUAUCUGAUGGCUUUUUAAAGUUCUGUAAGCUUAUAUCAAACCUGAUACUAGGUCAGAUCAUUGACUCAAACUACGGCUACAAACGUGCAUAAACUUGCCACAUAAACUGUCAGCGUGAACUGUGCAAGACUUCAUGAAAUUAGAUAUAACAAAAACAAACAUCAAAUACAAUAGUUACUCAGGCUUACCAUUCGAGAUUCAGUUCCUGAAAGCUAUCAAGGAACGCCACAGUUGCUUGAGACUUUUAAACCCUCUUACUAAGCAAGGUGAAAAACGAAAACGAUGCCAUCCGAAAUCGAAUUACCGAAUUUUGACAAGCGACGCGUUUCUCAACAAAAAACCCAGUAAACAAACCAGCCAUAAAUAACAGAAGACUCUUGAUAGCAGCUGUAUUUCAUUUUGUACAUCCAGAAGAAAAAGACAGUUAAAAACAUCACAAGUUGAUGCAAAACUCUUCAGCUUCAGCUGUCAAAGUAAACAACUUUCAAGAUGCUGCAUAAUUUUUUCGCAUGAACUCACCUGUCAAAUUUUGACCAAUCAGAGUAUAAAAAUUGGACGUAGAGCGUGACUACCGCGUGACCAUGGUAAGAUAAGGUCUUCCCCGCCUGUACUCUUAAAAAAACUGGCUCAAUUUUCGCUUCCGAAGUCAGUUUGAAAUCAAAAUCCUAAUAGUGCGGGGCCAUAGUGACAUAAACACAACAUAUUUGAUAUGAAUCCUUGGAAAAAAUAAACUUGAGCCUGCGAUCAUCAUCAUCAGCAGAUAACUUCAAAAAAAUACUCGACCUGGCUGGGUCGACACUUGAGCCCGCGGUACGGUCAGGUGAUACUGGUCAGCGGAUGCCCUGUUUUGACAGCUGUCAAUUGAUCACAACAUUGAUGUGCAAUUAGUUUUCUCUUGGGCUCCCAAACUAGCUAAAAGUGUGAGAGUAAACAUUGGUUGUCCUGUGGUGCGGACGGACGGUCGGCAGUCGGCGGUCGGUGUACGGUCACGUGAUUACCAAAUUUUCUGGGAUGGGUAGAUUUACUAAGCUAUGGGGCUCUGCCCACGUGCGCGCGAAGCGUGCGCGUGGAGCUCCGCUACAAUGCUUUAGCAGUUUCAUCUACCUCUAGGUCCAUUAUCUUAGCUAAUGACUUGCGAUAAGAGAUAAGAUUACUACUAUUCAUUUGUCAUAUAAUGGAUGGGUGCAGUUUAAUCGUAGCUAAAACAGCCAACAGUCUUGUUCCUUAUUUCACAGAUGAGGCAGAUAUUCGUUCAAAGAGAUCCAUGGAAACUAAAGACUCUCCGACUGUGACAGCAAGUACUCCGGUAUUCAAGACUCUGAAAGCAGCAUUACUGUACCCUGAACCUCUAAGAAGGAAAUACUCUGGGUCCUUAAACAAUUCCCUGGGAAGUGUUGAAAACUACCUGUUGAUUGUUGCUAAUAUGGUAUGUAUUAAUUGUUUUCCUUUCCCCUUUGGUGGCUUUUUGCAAAAUCAAUCAACUGAUCGUUUGUUGCUUACAAUACAAUAAUGAAAAUAAUAAAACUAAAUUCAAAGUCCAUUAAAUUGGAGUGUUCAUGUUUAAAAUUUUUCUUGAAAGAGAAAACAAGCUAGAGCAGUCUUCUGGCAUGAAGUUCCAGAGAAAAGGUGCAGCUACAGUGUAAAAACAAGCGCUGUAUACCUGAAUGUAAUAAGCAAAGACCACAAAUAUCAGUCACCUGAUACAGGACUGCAAAGAUUACGACUGAGGAGAUGACCGUGGUGAUACAUUUCAGAAAUGAUGCCACCCUAUAUCUGAUACAGUAAAAACCCACUAGUGAGAAGUUAGUUUUAAAAGAACCCAUUAAACUAAAAUUUGCCAGUUAGGCCCAAACUACCCCCAACUCCUCAAGAACCUGCCCAGCCUUAAAUUUAAAACGGGUUCUUAUUAUCAUACAAUUCUGUAUACUUGGGCAAAUAAGAUUAUAAAGAGUAAUUUAACAUUAUUUUUUUGAUCAUAAGGGUUAGAGCUGAGUGCAAUUGGACUAGGCAUUACAAUACAUGGAUGUUAUGUCUUGAAGGAUGCAGAUUUUAUUUAAGAAAUAUGCUGAAUAUCUCUAAGUACUCUUAGCUAAAAGACAUUCUUUAAGAACCUAAUACCCUAAAUUUGUGCUUAUUACCGUAUAUAUUUAUGUAAGAACCUUUUAUGGUAAGUUGUAAAAAAUGCGGUUUCUUACCUGCGGGUUUAACUGUAUUCGAUAAUUUUUUAUUUUGUCAAGAAUAAACUUUUUAUAGUAUGACUGCAGUGAAAACAAUGACUGUUUUUAGGUGGCUGGCAUGUUUCAAGACCCCUCGAUUGGAAAGAUAAAAAUUACCUAUGUGAUCACCAACGUUACCCAGAUAGAUCCCAAGCAGGUACUAAGAAUAUUAUUGAGCUGGCAGAGGAGGUGUAGCCAUCUAUUUAGUAGUUAAGAUAUUAGAGUCACUUCGGUACUGUGUAAUAUAUAUAUCUCGACAUUGCAUGUGAUUUGGGCGAUACCUUAACUUUUACCUAAGUUUCCCCUUAAAUUUUAGCACUUUUUAAUUGACAAAUUAAUUAAUAUUGAGCAAUGUAUACAUUUUUAAACGUAAAUCACUCAUAAUAAAUUUUGAGGAAUUUACUUAAAAGUCAGUAACUUGGGACAAUAAUGGAGCGUUUGUGGGAUAUAAGACUGACUAUCAUGUAGUUUCAUUCAAACAGUUUGAAGGUUACAAGAUAUCAAAACUGCAACUUGUGAUUUCGAGUUAAUUUGGCGAUGACGAAAUUAACGCCACACUUGGUAGAUUCUGGUGCUGUUGAAUUUUUCAAUUUUCAGAAGAACUGUCUCCAGAUACCGUUACCAAUGAACACUGUUAAACGACCUCCAUUAUUUUAAAAUCUUUAUUGCAGUAUAAGUUCAGCUUGAGUGAUUCUUCGAUACCGAAGCUGAAGAGAUUAGCGGCCAAAAUUAAAGAAGACAAUAAGGCAUCCAGAGUACCCUACGAUGUCUUUAGUUACGUGUCAAAGUAAGAAUUCUGACGGGUUGUUGAUUUAUGCAAGUUUAUUUGUAUUGGAUUAUUAAAAUUUAUAUCUAAUUACAUUUAAACGUUUCUUUACUUUCAGUCAUAUUGAGGGUAUAGGUAAGUCGUAGUAAUUUUUUUAGUUUUCUGAGGGUCGCCGAAACUCUCUCGUGAUUUUAUAUUCUCUAUGCCCUUGAAUUAGCGCUAGUUUCAGUUAACGUUAAGGCAAAAUAUUUUCUUUGGAAAUAAAACAAAGCUGUUGAGACUUUCAUCUCAUUGAGGGGCAUAUUGUCAAUAAAGGACAAUGAUGACUGUUAUUUUAUUAAGGUGGCUCCGUAAUUAAUACUAGAGCAUUUAGCUGUGACAAAUUUUCCGUCAUAACUUUUUCGUUUUUAACGCGAUGGCUGCGAAACUUUGCAAAGAACAACAGAAGUCAAUCACUAAUAAUGUGAAAUAUUCCGAUUUCAUUGAUGGUAAAUAUUUCUUGAGAAAUUAGCGCUUAAAAGGACCCUAUUGAUCAAAGAAAAUCGCGUCUAGCAAAACAUUUUGCUGAUACUUUUUACUGAAAUUUCUGGUAUUGGCUUUUAUUGAUAUAAUAAAUAUGCGAAAGAAAUUUCAGUAAAAUCGUUCGAGUAGAAGUCCGUAACUAAAAGUCGCUCAAAAUUCAGCUGUAAAAUUAUUUUAGAAUUUCAAAAAUAAAUUACUGUCAGGUAGUUUGGUAGUGGACAGUUCUAUCUGAGCUCUGAUACGAGGUAGCGUCCAAUCUCAAUACCUUUCUUCUGUGUUGGAGGCAACGAACAGCAGUAAAGGUCGUUGAAAAUGCAUUUCAAUACAUCAAAAUGUAUGUAGCAGGAGUUUGAGCCAAAACUGCCAAGGGAUAUUUUAAAAAUGUCAAGAAACAUGUCAUUCUACUUCACAGCAAGGUUUGGAGAAAUUUAUAGUGCUUCUAAAACUAAAAAGUACCUUUUAAAGAAUAGCACGAUAGGCAAUCGGCUUUUGUUUUAAGAAUUAGCAAACAUUGAAUUUACUUAUCCCGAAAAUUCAAACUGGUGUCUCCUUCUAUCUGAUAGUAAUUUAUUCUUGAGAUUCCAAAACAAUUUCACAGCUAAAUAUUGAGCGACUUUAAGUUACGGACUUCUGCUCCAACGAUUUUUCUGAAAUUCCUCAGGCAUAUUUAUUAUAUCAAUUAAAGCCGAUACCAGAAAUUUCAGUAAAAAAUAUCGGCAGUUUUUUUUACUAGACGCAAUUUUCUUUAAACAGUAGGGUUCUUUUAAGCGCUAAUUUAGCAAAAUAUAUUUACCAUCAACGAAAUCGGAAUAUUUCGUACUAUUGCUGAAUGAUGUCUGUUGUUCUUUGCAAAGUUUCUCAGCCAUCGCGUUAAAAACAAAAACGUUAUGACGAAAACUUCGUCACAGCUAAAUGCGCCUGUAUUAAUGACAGAGCCACCUUAAAAUACUGUCAGAAAACUUGCUCUCAUUUCUUGGAAGACAGUUUUUACAAUACAACACUAUAGUUUUUGAUCUGGUCAGCAUGUUUGAUACAUUCUCUUUUAGACGUACAUACAAACAGUCAUCCGUGCUUCUUCAUUUCUUUGCCUCUGGCCAAUAUCAAGUAUAACUAACGUGGACAAAAGAUUGUAAGAGUCAGCAACGCGACUCUCCAAUAAGUAUUGAGGUCGGGAAAUGCGGAUAGGGUUGCCAUAAUAGACGUUUAUACGCUCGGAAGAAACCUGUCUUAGUGGAAAGAGUCGCAACACGUUUUUGUAUACGAGCUGGUAGCCGAACCUUGUUAAAGCGAUCAGUUUUUGCCGACCAUUUAAUUCCAUUUAGGUCGCGCCAUUUUUAAUCGGAUCUGUACAGGGCCUACUGGAAAUCUAAAUCAUGACAAGGGUCUUCAAACGGCACUCCACAUUGCCCAUGAAACAGGACACAAGUAAGUAAAUCUGCCCAUUUGAGACCCAUCACUUGGAGAGGUAUCCAUCUCUCAAGCUCUCUAGGCUAGAGCAUACAAUCAACUGACGAGUUUAAGGUGGCUGAACACAGUUUUGCGGGCGGUCAGCGGUAACUCGCGUGACCGCGCGUGUUUUUAAUUAGACAAACAAACAUGACGGCGAAAAAGCAAUGAUACACAGAAGACGAUUUCUCAAAAUCUACUCAUUAAAAUUUUGUGAUAUUUGGCAGAAUUUUUACUUUUAUCGUAUUUUAGGUAAUGAAAACUUUAAAAUGGAAGUUGAAUAGACGAAUUUCGUAACACAUUUAAUAAUUACAGUACAAUUAUAUUAUUGAUUAUCUAAAAUUCCGCCUGUUAAAAUUUGAUCAAAUAAGUUUCAAAUGGUAAUGACUAGUUACAGUAAGCUGUGUGCAAGUUUAUAGGAAAAUCUAAGGAGCGAAUUUUAUGUAAACUGAACAAAAGUGAAAUUUUAAGGUUGUAUUCAAUCGUUCAUGUUGCCAUGGAAACUACGAAAACGUCAAAUUUUACCUGUCAAUCACAAUCUUUUAUCAGUAUAUUUUUAACCUGCCAAGUUUCAGCUUGUGAGCUGCAACCUUUCUCUUGCCAUGAUUUGGCAAAUGACUACACUCACAAACUGCCAAAACUGUGUUCAGCCACCUUAAUUGGUUAAAGAUUCUUGAGGGUAAGAAGCAAGGAGCAGCUUUCUGGAAGAUGUAUUGUCAGAUGUCGGAGUAGCUUUAUUACCUUCAAUGCCCUCAGGGCUUAAAUAGUUUACUUAGUAUAGUUUUACAAUUUUUCGAAUUACUUUUUAUUACAUUUCUAUAUUCCUAUUUUUUAACAAAUCACAAUAUUAUUUUUGCAUUCAUAUAGCGUUUUCUAGACUUUCUAGUAGUAGGUUCUUGUAGAUUUCUAUAUGGUUAUAUUUUUUAAGUAAUUAUAUUCAUUUGCAAAUAAUCACCUAAUUCAACAACCAGUUACAAUUUGAUUAUUAAUAAACUAUCUAUUUAUCUAUCUACCUAUUGGAUUGUAUGGAAGUCUGUUGAGCGAAGAAGGAAUGAUUUGUGUUAUUUAGGCCCCGUUGCUAGGGAGAAAUCUUUCCUCUAGUAGAAGGGUCACCCUCCCAGCAGAGUUAGUUUACGCGAGCUUUUAUAUUAGUUAAAAAAAGAUAAAAGUUGGUUCACCCCUGGUGGCUAGGGCAGGCGAGUGACCCACUUCUUCCCCUACCUUCUCUAUAUAAAUGGGGCCUUAGUAGCCGCGCCCCUGGACUUUCCCAUAAUAUAAAUAAUAUUCCCACGAUAUAAAUAAAGUUUAUUAUUAUUAUUAUUAUUAUGGUCAGUUACCGACAGUUCAACCUACUGAAACUGUGAUCUAGCGUCACUUCGUGUCUAUAUAAGAUCCAUUUUUUAUAUACCAGAUAAUCGUAACCUAAAGUUAAAAGCGGUUAAAUUAUGAAAUUUCUGGUGUCCACGCACUUGCUGAUUAUUUACCCAUUGACUCGUCGGCUGUUUAGGUCAGGGUAACAAAGAACUGCCGUGAGAUUCAAAUGUUAAUUAUAUAAAAUUCACUAUCAUUAUUUUAUGUUUUGUGUAAUUAACCACCUUUUAUUUCAUGUUAUAUUUUCGUGGAGUCGUGUAUAUAGAGCCACUCAAACUUCCAUUUGCUAGACUGAGCACCUCUUCCUUUGAUAAAUUAUUGUUAAUAAUGACAUGUCUUUUAAAUCAGCUUGGGGCUUGGUCAUGAUGGUGGUUACUGUGGAGGACGCAUAAUGAGCGGUGCUAUUCCUGGAGGAGAACACGCAUCAGAGUGGUCCGAAUGCUCUAGGAAGGUUAUUCAACCAUUCCUCUCUAACAGGCAUGUUUAGCAACUAUAACUUGUCUCGUUUACUUCAAUAUUUCAUUGAUACCUCAACUGACAUCAAUAUAUGUGUCAAUAUGGCAGAGCACGUCCAUCUUCUAUACAUCCAUCCGCGCACCCAGUUACAACACCCACCCAGCCAGUUUUUAAUCACGUGCCCAUCUCUCAACCUAGCCACUCUCCAAUCAACUCAUCCCCUUAUCAAUCCGUUAUAGAGUUUGCUCAAUUUUCUCUCUAUCAGUCAGCCAAGUUACCCGACUCUGUUUUUUACCUUUGAUUCAUACUAAAACUACAUAUUAUUUCCUCAGCAAAAGGUCACAUUGUCUCGAUGAUGGACCCACUGUGGAUGGUCCCUCCCUUCCUCUUGAGUUUCGCGAUAAACUUCCUGGUCAAAUAGUUGAUGGUAAUAGACAGUGUGAAGCACAUUAUGGGAAAGGCUGGAAAAGAUUUGAAACGGUAAAACUGACUAGUUUGAUUCUUCAUGUCUUCAAUCAUGCAGAAACUCAUGUUCUCAUGAAUUCUAUCUUGAAAUAUUUCGCUGUAUCAAUCUGUAUUAGAUCAAUUUGACAACGGUACACUCAUCAUAGACUUAAAAUAAAUCAAUUUGUAAUAUCAAUUAAGGCAGCUGUAUAUAAAGUUUCGCAUAAUUAAGCCCUAGUUUCUGCAGUGGACGAAAGGAAGGCCUGUGAACGAGGUUGUGGUAAAUGGAAUCGAGGGAAAGAAGCAUGCGUUAUUAAUAGGCUAAAUGCGGUUGAAUUAUCCGUAAACUCAUUAUCUAGACGAUAAAUAGUUAGAAAUGCUCAAUUAUCUCCUUAAGAGGUUUUGCAACGGAGUCAAGGAUACAAACUAGUAGGCCGAAGAUUCGAACUUGUGUCUACCGAGAACAAUCCAGCUAUAUAGCGGUCAGGGUGAGAGUUUAACCAAGAGCCUCUGAAUUUCAAGUAAUGGCUUUAACUGCUUGGCCAAGUUGCCUCCCUAGCUAACGAUCACUGCCUCCCUAGCUUACGAUCACUGCCUUCCCAGUUGAUAAUCACCACCUUCCUUAUCAGCUGAAAAUCAUUGCCUCCCCAGCUGACGAUCACAGUCUCCCUAGCUGACGAUCACUGCCUCCGUAGCUGAUAAUCACAGCUUCGCUCGCUGCUAAUCACUGCCUCCCAAGCUGACGAUCACUACCCCCCUAUCUGACAAUCACCACCUUCCUCAGUAGCCGACAAUCACUGCCUCCCAAGUUUACGAUACCUGCCUUCCUAGCUGAUAAUAACUGCCUCCCUAGCUGUCGAUCACCAACUUCCUUAUUAGCUGACGAUCACUGCCUCCCUAGCUGACGAUCGCUGCCUCCAUAGCUGACGAUCACCGCCUUCCUAGCUUAUAAUAACUGCCUUCCUAGCUGACGAUCACCACCUUCCUUAUUAGCUGACGAUCGCUGCCUCCCUCGCCGAAAAUCACUGCCUCCAUAGCUGACGAUCACUUCCUCCCUAGCCGAUAAUCACUGCCCCCUAGCUGACGAUCACAGUCUCCCUACCUGACGAUCACAGUCACCCUAGCUGACGAACACCGCCUCCCAAGCUGACAAUCACCACCUUCCUAACUGACGAUCACAGGGAGGAGAGAGUAGAAGAAGAUCUCUUCUCUUGCCACAUCUUCUUUCCUGCUCCCUUUGAAUAAUCCCAACUCCCCAAACUUUUUGGAAAUCAGCACAACAGUUCAAUGUAAUUUAAUUUUGACUAGGGUGAGCGUUGUUUGACGAAUUUUACUCGGUUUUGAUGCGGCUGUCCUCGUUGGAAGAAAUAUUACACAAACAUAAUAAUAAUAAUAAUAACAAUCUUAAUACAGGGAGCUCACUUCACAAAGAGUGAUAUUCAGUGAGGCGCUGUAAAACAAUAGAAAAAUAAAUGAUCGUAGAUAAAUGAGUAUGUAUUAGUAAUAAUAAGUAAAACGUUAAGAACUAAAAAGUUAACUAAUAUAAGCUACAGGUUAAAAAUGUUAAAAUGUUAGAUCGAUUAAAAUAUUAAAAGCUAUAAAAUAUCUUAAAAUAUACAGCGUUUUUUUAUGCUCCAGUUGAUAAGAAGAAGAGAGUUAAUUUUUUAAAAAAUAUGCGUCUAAAAAGUUCCAUUCCUUAGGGCAUUGAUAAAAAUGUCUCUGCUUUCCAUAUUUCCUUUAAACGAGAGGAAUCUCAAAAUAUUAAAAUUGUGAUGCGCAAGUCCGUGGAUGUACUUAAAAGUGGUAAUGUAUCUAUUUAAAUGGGGCUCUUGAGAUUAAGUAGGCCAUCCGAGUGUUUUGAGAGCGUCGGUAGAUGAAGCAUAGUUGGGCAAAUCAAGGAUAACUUUGGCAGCCUUAUUUUGUAAGACUUGUUAAUCAUGUAAUAUUAUCUCUGUCUCCACAGAUGGCAAGUAUGUUAUUUUUAUGUUCUUUUAUUUAUGUUACAGCAUCAGUGCGCGCAUUUAAAAUGCAUCAAAGAUUAUACUUUACUGACCAAAUUUGUCGUGGUCGCUGAUGGGACGAAAUGUGGACCUAACGAGGUAGGCCGACCCAUGUUUUAAAUUGUUUUCAUUUGCAUUCUGUAUCCAAUUUUCGUACGUUAUUCAGUUUUAUUUCCACACUCAAACGUUAAGUACCGUACUAGGCCACUGGCACAAUGACAUCAUUUUACUUGAUGUAACUAGAAGCCAUUUCGUUUUUCCUUUAUAUUUAAUUUUGGUAAUCCCAGCGAGGUUUAAGUAACAAAAGUGGAUGUACUGCCUCUAACUCUUUAUUUAUUAUUAUUAUCAUUUUAUUAUUUGCACAAGAAAUCAAAACCCUGAAGGAUUCUGGUCGUAGUAGUUAAAAAAACGUCAUCGUGCAAAUGGCUUAUUGUUUUUUAAAAAAUUAUUUACGUUGAAUUACUUACGGCCCUUUUUAAAAAGUAAAUAAAUAGUUCUUACAUGUCUUAGCACUCGCAUUAUUUACUUUUUUGAGUAACCACAGAAUAAAUCAAAUUAAAUGGCAUUCCCAUUCUUUCUUUCGGAAAUAUCUUUUGGCAGUGGUGUAUAAAAGGAAGAUGUAGCGACCGUGGAAUGGGUUUUCCAACUAUGCCCCCGAAGGGACCUGGUAAAUGGUCCAACUGGGGAAGCUAUUCUGUUUGUAGUGGUGAGUGCGGGAAUGGAUUUCAACAGGUUCAGCAUAGAAGCAGACAGUGCAUCAAGUAAGACUAUUUAUUCUUUACCUCUUUUAACUUUACAAAUCUUUUUUAUUCAACAUCUCAAAAUACAAUCAUCACAAACAGCGCUGAAACAAAAGUUGGUACGUUGCAUCUUCUUUUUCAAACAAAAAUUUUGUGGGGUAAUAACAACAAAUGAAAUCUUUAUAUAAAGUGGAGCACGGAAUAUUGCACUGUUCCAGUUUAAUAUGCGUUUAGUCCGGUACUCACUUUCACGCUUUCAGCAACAUAAUUUGUUUCAUAUAAGUUGUGUAAUUAAACAUUUUCAACUUAAAUAUACGAUCUCUGUCUCACUGGCUUCUUAAUGGACACUAAGGCCCUGUUUACAUGGAGUGGGGGACCCCGGUCUAGUGGGGUAAGUUUCUUUUGUUUUGUGCCUCCCAGAGCGUGAAAACAAAAGAAACCAACCCCACUAGACCGGGGUCCCCCACUCCAUGUAAACAGGCCCUUAAAAUAGAAACUACCCCUAAUGCUACUCCUAGGUGCAGAAUAUGUGCCGAUUUGACCACAACGCUAAAAAACACAAUGAUGUGAAAUGUGGUACCAGCGAGGAGCAAAAAAACUAAAACUACUGCAUGGUACCGGACUUACAGUUAGCUAUCGGUUGAGUGUCUGUGUUUUGCAUCCAGUUUUCUAUUCUUUUAUUAACUGCAUUUUUGUAACAUUUUGAUCUUCUCUUGCACCCGUUUUGACGAGCUGAGGAGCUAAUUACGGGGAGAAAGCAUUGUCUUCUAUAAUUGAAAGAUUUAAUUAAAAGUUGUUGUUGUUGUUGUUGCAGACCGGUGGCUGAGGCCAGCUGUAAAGGACCAAAUAAGGAAUACAGAACCUGUCAAAUAAAGGUUUUUACGAUGAUACCUGCACACUACUACGACUACUGCUACUGCACUGGGUUGUGUUUUGUUUUUUUAGUUGCCCAAGUAGCAGAUAUUUAUGAUUAUGUAUUCUAGCACGAAUUACGCACACCAUCAUUCGCCCCUCUGUCCAGUGUUUUAGCAAGAGAAUUCCCAAGAGUAUUCAGUUGUUUUGCAUGAAAUACAAACCCUACUUAAUAGGUCCGAAGUAGGUAAUUAGUCCAGUCGUAGAUAAUUUGUAUUUCACAUCUAGGGUGAGGCGCCGGGAGAAAGGAUUGAGGUAUAAGGGGAGCGAGAUUUAUUUGUUUCUUUUUUAUUUAUUUAGUCACUCACAAAACCUUAUACAACAUGAACAAAAGUUGUAAUUAAAUUAUAAAAUUAAUGCGACAAGGAAGCCUAACGAAGCUUGAAGCUUAUAUUAAUAGGCUUCCUUCAACUACCUAAUGAACUAAAUUCAUGGCUGAGUGAAGAGUGAGCAAAAUCAGAAAAUUAAGCGACAGAUCGGCUAUCAGUGAGAUAUAGAAGGAGAGCUAAUAUAGUGAAAUAAGUAACGAAAUCCAGAUUUUAGGUCCUCUGUAAAGGAUACUGAAUUGCUUUAUAUUUGUUCUACAAAAAUGAGGUCUAUACUGAGAGGCUAGUCGAGUUUCGUAUUGAUGGACUUGAUUACUACUUAAGAACAAGUCACGAAAGCUACUAGGCAAAAGAUUAUGGUGACAAGAAUACAUAAAAGUAGCGACAGAAAAUGAAUUAAUACUAAAUAUGUCAAGGACUUUAAGCUGGCUAAAUAAAGGGGCGGUAUUUGCUAGAUAGUGAGCUUUAGUUAUGAGACGCUUUUGCAAAAGGUAAAUAGAGUUUGGGUUGGAACAGUAGGUGGAGGACCAGGCGACAUUACAGUAUGUUAAGAAAGGAUAUACAAGGGAGUAAUACAAGGUCAACAAAGUUUGGUAUGAUAGGUAAAAGCGGGCUUUCGCAAAAAUUCCCACACUUUUCAAGAUUUUUUUUGAGACGAAAUCUAUAUGUGGUUUCCAAGAGAGAUGCUGAUCAAUGAGAACACCUAAAAAUUUUGUCUCCAUGACUUGCUUGAUCACAGUAUUUUCCAGAGCAAACAGUAAAGAUUGAGUGAGACUAGAGACAUUAGGAAGAUCAUUAAUGUAAAUAAUAAACACUAGAGGUCCAAGAAUUGAGCCCUGCGGGACGCCACAUAAAAUUUUCCGCGGAUAGGACCGAUGGGACCCAAACUGGACAAUUUGAGUCCGAACCUCAAGAUGGGUUUUGAUCCACGUCAAAGCAGUAUCCCGAAUACCAUAGUGUUGCAGUUUUUGACGCAAUAUUUCAUGAUUAAUGAGGCUAGUUCGUUAACGAACACUUAAGUUAUUUAAUACUUUAGGUUAGCCUCUCUUCGUAAUCGUUAUGUUCCUGCCUUGUUUUAUGUUAGUUUAAAUUCUAUUUACUGUAUAGUAGUGUCUUCACUGUUAUUUAGUCCAUCUAUAUAUAAAUCUUGUUUUGUAAUAUGUCUUCAGCUCCCCCCCUCGAUUAGUUUAUAAGCUAUUUGCGGGUGGGAAGGUAAUGUAAUUAGUUAUUUUCCAAUUUUCAAUAAAAUUUGUUGUUGUUGUUGUUUGUUGUAUUUGUUGCAGUCUGAAAAUUGAAAAGAUAUUUUUUUAAUGAUUUGUAGGUAUGUUCACUUAAUGAUACUGUUACAGCCAGCAAUUUUAGGCAGAAUGCUUGUAGGAAACGAACAGAUGGUUUUAACAAUUACUACCUGCGUAGCCGUAAGUGCGUAUAAUGUUUAACAUAAAUAGUCAAUUUCUAACCUACAUUUGUAUCAAACAGUCAAGUUUGUUUGCAAACCGUUUUGUCUCCCUUAAUAUUUUUCAAAUUAAAGUUUGAAACAUUCACAAUCUGUAGUGGGUAUUUUAAAAUAACAAGCUUUCAUGUUCCAGGCUUUAAGCUUAAACUUUGAUGUAUAAUAAUGUACUAACGUAAUAACUAUUUAGAUUUUGACUUGUAACUAACUUGUAACUAGUAUACUUGUAAACAGAUUCACACUUUUUUGUAUUCCUGAAUGAGUUUUUAAAUAAAUAAAGAUUAAUUAAUUGAUUCCUCCAUUGCAUGUCUUUGUAAGUUUCACGCGCCGAAAAUUGUAUCUCCGUUAUAAACAGAAAGUCCAGAUACUCACUCCAGUUUGCAUUAUCUUCUUUUUUAGCUUGCCAAAUGUGGUGCCGAAAGGGUUGUUGUCUUGCUAGGCCGAUUGGUCAAAUGCCAGAUGGAACCAUUUGUCGACAAACUGAGACGUAUUCCGCUAUCUGUGUACAAGGCUCUUGCAGAGUGAGUUCAUCAUAUUUUUUCCCAUCAAUCGCCAUUUAUAUGCAAUAUUAUUGGGUUUUCCACAGUCUUAGCUUUACAUCGAAUUUUAGCAAAACAAUAAUUAACACUAAAGAAACAUAGCAAAUUAGCAAGUUUUGCUUCACCACAACCCACGUUUCGAUUAAUUUCGAUUAUCUUCACUUGCAAUUUUUUACGAAUGAUGUCGCUGUGAACGGAGUUUCAAUUCAUAGAUACAGUUUAAAAUCAAGUUGUGCAUUAUUUAGAAUUAUUGAUAAUGUAAUAGCAAUUUUCUGCGAGGCAAAACGUACCAAGAAAACCAGGUAACGUAAAUUUAAACUUCUGCUAAGAAUCAACAAAUCACUGGAAAUAAAAGAAUAUCAGUAGCAGGGCAGGCGUUUUCAAAUAGUGUAAGUUUUUUUAAGCUUGUAUUUUAUCCCCGUUUUUUUAACUGCAAUGGUAAUUAAUAAGCAGUUUUAAUUAUUAUUAUUAUUAUUAUUAUUAUUAUUAAGUACCAAAGGAAAUAGAGAACUCUGCAUUUUUAACCCGCUUUUACAGUUUCGGAUUGGAUUUGUCACCUGAUGUAUUAAGUGGCUUUCCUCAAGAACGAAAAAAAAAUAUUCAAUUAUCAUUUUAGUUUUAAAGUUCUUCUUAAUUUAGAGAAGCAACGUCUCCUUCCGUUGCAAUUAAAAUGCAUCCAGCGUAACUGAGCAUUUAUCGAUGAGUCAAGGGGAAAUUAAAAACAAGCUGAAAAGAACUGAAGAAGGGCAAAGUCUUCGGCAUAUGUUAUACUAUGCGUACUCAUGCGCUUAACCGAACUUCGAACAUCUGCAGAUUGUUGGCUGUGAUAACCGAGUGGACAGUAAAAGACGUUUUGAUCGCUGCGGUGUAUGUGGAGGUAAUGCGAGUACCUGCACAAAGGUAUCCAAGGAAUACACCGAUAACCCGGCAACAAGUGGUAAGCAUAUAAUUCAGUUGUUGUAUGACUUGCAGUAUGAUAUUUCAAGCGACAGUAUAAGAAGCUGGUCACAGAGUAGUCGUCUUCGUCUUAGUUCGGCUUCCAAACCCUGUCUUUCGAGCUCUCCGGAUUUCUUGUCAAAGAAAGGAAAAAAAAUCUUUAAAUAACCUGCUUAACUUCUGUACUACAUUUAAAAGUAAACAAAGCAGCAUUAAACCCUAGAAUUUGUAGCAUUAUAAAAGAUUGUUAAUAGCACUGCUAUAGAUACUCCCUCCAUGGGGGAGGAUCUAGGGAGGGAUGGGAAGGCGUUAGUACAAAUGCCUGAGCAUUUUGAUCACAAGGUUUCAUUUGUCUAUGUGAAGGCGUGUGUGGUGGACCGGUUAACGCCUCAAACUCCGAAUCUGGAGGUCCGGGUUUCAUUAGACAAGGUUCUUUACUCCACUUUGUCUUCACCCAGGUGUAUAGAUAGGUACCGGCGACAUACUGCUGGGGUGUAACCAUGCGAUGAAUAAGCAUCCAUCCAGGGGGAGUAGCAAUAUUCCUACAGGCAUGAUUCCGUUCGUUUAGGCCUUUGGCUCGGGUGUGCCUUUACCUUGCCUUUAGUAAAAAACAUUGCAGUUUAGCUGACAUCUAAAACUGGAAGAAAAUGCCAACAGGUUUUAAUCAAAGCUUAAAGUUAGGCUAUAUUGAAUGAUUUAAUUUGAUACAUUAUGCAAUCUAUUUGCAAUAAAUUGUUCCAAGACCCGCUCUGGAGAUCUGGUUCGUCCUUAGCUGGCAAACAAUAAAAGAGGAAAAUAUCAGCAUCAAUUGAAGAUACUCUUUUUUAACUCGUUGACGUUAGGUCCCGGUAACGCGGCACUGAUCGUUACACUACCCCCAGGAACUCGAUUUGCUAAAUGUGAAAUGAAAGAAGAGACCACUAAUUAUCUUGGUAAGUGUAUUGCAGUAUAUUUGUAAGUAGGUAGUAAAGUAGGGACCGAAUUAUCCCUUUUUGUCACGUUAACAAGGAAAUAUGAUUCAAUUACCCCAACACUGGCUACCUGUACAAUCCCAUAUUAUUUUUAAGCUACUGUUAUUAGUCUAUAAAGCACUCAACGACAAAGCACCUUCUUAUAUUUCUAGUCUCCUAAGUCAUUGAAAGUUCUCUCGGUGAUUACGUUCCAGUGGCCCUGAACUGCUGACAGUACCACUUGCUAAACUUAAGACUGAUGGAGACCGAGAGUUUAGCACUACUGCGCCAAGGCUAUAUGGAAUAACUUGCCUCUCAGACUUAUCUUUUUAAAGAAACUUGUAACUUUUAUCUCUAGUACACGUGUUUACAUAUUAAUUAUCUGUAAAUUUAUCUUAGAAUAUUUUUAGAUUUUGCAUUUUUGACUUAUAAUUAUUGGACUCGUCGAGCUAGUUGGUACAAAGAAGGGCGAAAGCUAUGCGACUACCACGUCAUGGAUCCGGGCUUAAGUGUCAUUUGCCUUGCUAAGAUCAGCUUUGCUUUGUUUAAGAGGCUCGCGAGUGUUCAGAAGAGUCCAUUUAGAAGUGUCGGACACAGAUUUAGGCGAUAUUUUAUUUCCCUCUUUUUAGCUAGAAUACGUUUACGUUUACCACAAAAGUUACUUUUAAAUCGAAAUGUUUUUUCAAAAAUUUAAAUGAAAUGUUUUUAAUAAGAACAAUGUUUUUGAUUGGAAAGAAUUUUUUUUACUCGAAACUAAGAGCUUUUUUGUAAUCGAAAGGAAUUGUAAAUAGUGCCUUGACUGAAUAGUUUUUUUAAGCGAAAUUAAUAGUAAUAGGAUUCAGUAUAGUUAGCCUUGUUAUUAUUAAAAGAAGAAAUUAUAAAUUAUUAACAUUUUCAUUAUUAUUAUUAUUAUUAUUAUUACUAUUUUUGCUGUGGUGGAAUUUCAUUAACUUGCAGUAAAAUUUCCUUUAACUUCGAUGACUCCGUAAAACUUUGUAUGUUCUACUUUUUCAUGAUUCAUGCAGAAAGUUGGACAGAUUGUUUAGUUAAGUUUAGUGAGCUUUUAGGGAUUAUAAGUCGUUAAAAGGGGAACUGUAGAGGCAUUGCUGCGUGCAAACGGACGCAACAACUCCCAACAUUGUGGCGCCAGCGAUGCUGGGAGUUGUUGCGUGCAUGUUGGCAGUGGUCUGCAAACGGAUGCAACAACUCCCAACAAUUUUGGGACAUUUAGUGCAUCGUGAGAAGGAUGCAACCCUUAAGAGCCAAUGUCAGUAAUUUUCGAGAAUCGGUUGACACUCGUGAAUUUUUGAAUUACUUCAUAUUUUGCCCAAAAAAUCUCUAUAGUACACUUAUUUUAAAAAUCACAUUAAACCUUUCAACGGCUUUUUAGUUUUUCCUGAAUCGGGCAAAAUUUGAAAAACGCCAAAUCGGCGCUCUUUCGAGUAUGAAAUUAGCGAAAAUUGAGCAUUUUCUUCGCGCUCGUACAUAAAAACGGAAAAAUAUCUCUAGAUGAAAUCAAGUCACAAAACAGACACACAUUAUUACUUUAUAAUUCAGCAGUUAAUUUUAAAUAAACCGUUUAAAUGUGACUGUACCGGCCGCAAGAAGAAACACGGUUUCAGCAAUUUUCAAAAAUGGCAAAUUUGACCUAACUUCACCAUCGUAAAAACCUAGUUGGUACACGGAAUUUCAACAUAAAACAAACACUAUUUUAAAGCAAAUCCUUUGUCGUUUCUUGCAUCAAAAAAAUUUUGGCGGCAUUACAAAAGUGCGUCGCUGAGACAUCGAAACGUGCAGGGUAGUUUCGCACGUUGGAACGCUGAAACAAGCUGGCCGCGAGUGUAGGCACACAAAAGUUUUGGCUAACUUAGUUUCUUUUACAAGGGGCACAUUACGGGAAGCUCUUAAAAUCUUUUGAAAAACGCUUUUCAAUUUGAUGGUUAUAAAAAAGAGCUAAGCAGAUUAACACUACAUUUGAUUGCACGCAAGUAGCUGAAAAAGACAACGCUGUUAAAUUCUCAUUGAGUGUAAAUAUUGACCUCGAGUUUCUGCACCUCAAAAUAAAGCCGCUAGAAACGGCGUGCUAGCUCUAAAUGAGAUUCGAGAUCUCUAAGAAUUACUUACCACAGUCGUUUCAACUGCAAGUGGCCGCAGUUUACCGUAAUCUCCCGUCGUUUUAUAGCCUCGGACUAAACACUGUGAUGCGUGACGGAAAGCCCGUGUGUAAUUUGAGUCUGGUCACGCAACUGUACAGACAAGGGUAAAUCAUCGCACGAGUGUACAAGAAAAAAUAAAAUGACAAUUUAAUAACACUCUUUUUUUUAGUUUUAUAUUUAAUAUUCCCAAAACAUGUGGAACUAAACUUGAUUUUAGGAUGUACCAGCCGAAUUUAACACAAAUAGUGAAAGAAAACAAAUAGAGUAAGCCGAGUCUGCAAAACUUUUCACACUAGUUUUCUUUUAUUUGCACUUAGGCUUCUGAGCCUUUGCUUGUAAUAAACUAAUCUUAACCCCGCUUGGCGUAUAGACUUCUUUAUCGAUCACCUCAGUAUGAAUUGAGGGAUUUAGGAACACACGUACGCCAUAUGCAACAUGAAGGUAGAGCAGGGAAUGGAAACGAGUAAAACUGUUUAAAGAAAAUUGGCCAACGCUCCGCAAAAGAACAUUCCUGAAAAACCACAAAUCGACAAUGGACAAUGGACAAUGGACACAUUUGAUGAGCGAAAAAUCGACAAUGGACAAUGGACAUAUUUGAUGAGCGAAAUACAAGUAUUUAACAUGUUUAAAUUACUGAAAGUAGUAUUGCUUUGCUCCUCUGCAGGAAUGGCAUCUUCUGGCAAGACCUCAACCUGUUGUUGACGAAUUGUACACUAUCUGAUCCCCUGCCCCCCGAACAGAGGCCCUUAAAGGCCAGUCUACACAGUAUGGGGUUAGACCAGAAUGCACGUACUGCUAGCUCCCGCCUGAAGAAAAGGAAUAGUCACCUGGCUCUGUCCGCCACCACCCCCGGCACUUGUUCGCUGGCUAGAAAAUAGACCAAUUCACUGACAAGUUCUUUUUCAUAACGUCAAAAUCCGUCGCGUAAAUGAAAAAAAUGCUUUAAAAUGCCUAAGCCAUUUUACUUACUAUCUUUUAACCAAAUACGUUGCGGAGAAAAGAGACAAAAGGCUGAAAAUAGCCUUUCAUUUCGAUUUAAAAUUUCAGAUGGAGAAUGCCCUUUUCCUAGGUCUGCACCUGCAGUGACUUGUGUGCUAAAACUCCUUCGUGGUGGUAUCUCUCGGGCAAAAACGACCGCCUAGCGGCGAGGAGCGAGCAGAGAAGUCAGUGGCCAUUUUCGAAAAGAAAAAGAAGUGUAAAGGCAGCACCUUCGUGACUUAGAAAACGUAUGCGUAUAUAAUUUUCUUCAGGCCGCACAGAGUCAUCAAUUAAUGUGCCUUUACGGACCCCUUUUAAAUGAGCAGCCAGCAUGGCCAGUGGCUGUUCUGGAACUGUACAACGUGAUUUGUGCUCCGCCACCCGGAACCCAAACAUUUUUCAUGCGCCAAUUUUGUGGAUCAAACAAAGUCUGCUAGCUCUAAAAGUAGUGAUAAAGACAUGAAUUGUUGUAUGUGUAGGGUUGAUCCUAAUGGAGAACCCAAUGCCAACCAACCCACCCAUCUCCUCCCCCUGCUCUAAAGUUAAACAAGCUAAGUAGACUUUUCAGGACGUUAGCAUAGUCACCGGAGACCUCUUGUAAAGUUCACUAAAAUAGUAGCAAGCACCUUCGAAGCCUGUUCACUGACCCUCUACUUGUUCAUUAGAGAUCGUCGAUCUAUUUUCUCUUUGGAGAUCGUCGAUUUCGCGUAUGAAAAUAAAAGCCGCAGGGGAUUUAUUGACCGUUAGAGCAAGGGGCUCCGCUCUCGCGCGCUCGCUUCGCUCGCGUGCUCGUCUAUUUUCAAAACGAAAGAGGAGUGUAAAAGCUGCACCUUCGUCGCUCAGGAAACGUCUGCGUAUAUCAUUUUCUUCAGGUAAUAAAGAGUCAUCAAUCAAUGUAGGUUGAUCUAGAACGGUACCACGUGACUUGUUGCACCGCUACCCGGAACCAAACAUUUAGAGGCGGUGAGCAAAAACUCUUAUUUUCAUGCGCCAAUUUUGUGGAUCAAACAAAGAUCACCCAACGUAAAUGCAGAAAACCGUACUUUUAUCAUUAGCGUAGUAGGGUCGAUGUUUGGUUAUUGCCCUACAUGUUCACGUGACUGACAAGUCAGGAGCAUACCAAGGGACUCACGACAUCUCUUCUAAGAUCGCAAUACAUUCAGCAUUACUGGGGCCACAGGCGCCAUAAACCAAGUUGAAUAUGUGCGAUAUGCUAUACGAACAUACAACAAAGACUUGAAAAGUAAAAAACUUAUACCAGGAAUUUCUUUUCCGGCGCGUUACGCGUCACGCACUUCCGGAAUGUCAUCUUUCCUCCUGUCGACAGAUUGAAAACAUAUGCAAACUUAACUUCGAUUCUGCCGUGAUGCAGAAUUUAGUUAGCGGUACUGUGACUCCGUCUAGCAUCUAAAUUCAGGUAAGUAAAUAACUUUUCUGAUUUUAAGGUUUCAAUGCGAUUAAAACUAUUGCAAACGAGUAUUUCGACAAUAUUCCUCUCUACUAACUGUGAUUUGAACUGCGUAUUCGUCUCUUCGUUAUCGUUUAUCGCAAAAAUCAGUUGAAAGGAAUCAUUUUAAACGGAACAGAAACGCCAAAGUAUAAUCUGAAACCGUUACAACUCUGACUAGGGUUUAAAUGUCGAAGUAACUUACGUUUGCGAAGGAUUAAUAUUCCAAGCGUCCAGACUUGCUUAUUGCACGCGCUUUCCUGGUGUCAAAAUACCCUUCAGGUUUUGGUCUCUCGACGGUGCGCAUUUGGAAUGCCGCCAGAAAUAUUUUAACACGAACAACAGCAAAGGAUAUGCUUCAAUACAGUUUUUGUUUCAUAUUGAAAUUCCGUGUACCAACUAGGUUUUUACGAUGGUGAAGUUAGGUCAAAUUUGCCAUUUUUGAAAAGUGCUGAAACUGUGUUUCUUCUUGCGGCCGGUACAGUCACAUUUAAACGGUUUAUUUAAAGUUAACUGCUGAAUUAUAAAGUAAUAAUAUGUGCCUGUUUUGUGACUUGAUUUCAUCUAGAGAUAUUUUUCCGUUUUUAUGUACGAGCGCGAAGAAAAUGCUCAAUUUUCGCUAAUUUCAUACUCGAAAGAGCGCCGAUUUAGAGUUUUUCAAACUUUGCCUGAUUCCUGAAAAAAUAAAAAGCUGUUACAAGUUUUAACGUGAUUUUUGAAAUUAGUGUAUUAUAGAGAUUAUUUGGGCAAAAUAUGAAGAAACUCAAAAAUUCAUGACUGUCAACCGAUUCUCGAAAAUUACAGACAUUGGCUCUUAAGUCUUUGUAAACCAUGCGUUAUGAGCGUGCGUGGCCCCAACAAUGUUGGAAGAGCUUUGCAAACGGAUCCAACAUUGUUGCGCUACUCUUCGGCGAUCACGGAACAAAAGAAAUGUUGGGAGUUGUUGGCUGAAAAGUUUGACCGGUUUCAAACUUUGCGCAACAACACGCAACCACCUCCAACAACAUGCAACAGGGUGUGCAAACGGACGCAACAUGUAAUAUCCAACAAUGUUGCGUCCGUUUUCACGCAACCUAAACUGUUUGCUUGAGUUGAGAAAACUUUAUAUGCCUCCCUGCGACUUUCUGCAAUGACAGCGUGGAUCUAAGUAACCUACAUUUUUCGAUAACCUAUAAUUACGGAUCCGAAAGUUACUUAUAGUUGUCGUUGUUGCUGUUUCCAGGCGUACAGGAUGCUUUUGGAAAUCAUUUGGUUGGCGGUCAUUUAGGCAAUAAUCAGGUCAAAGAGGCCGCUGGCUCACUGAUACACUACUCCCACCAAACGAGAGGCAAAGACAUCAUUCUAAUAAAGGAACCAACAAAUGCCACUUUGAGGGUAAUGGUAAGUAAGACAAGAAUUACUGCAAGCAAGAAUUUGAAAAUGCAGGUAUUUUUUACAUGUCAAGUAAAUGUCACAAUGAGUAGUUUCAUCUGAAGACCUAACUGCACACAAAGUAUAAAGGAAAGUUUCGUUUUAACAGUUUCACAUUUUUCAGGCAUUAGCAUGAUUACCGACAUUCUUUCUUAAGCUGAUGUGUCUCUAGUAUGAUUUGUGCUUAAUCUAAAAGUUAGCACCUAUCUUCACAUAGACACCGCUGCUUUUAAACUUGAAGGAAGAAAUAACAGGCGGAAUUAUUUUUCCAUCGGGGAGAAUAACGGAAUAAAAUAUAAGUUACUUUUUCAGGGUACAAAUUAAAGUAACCAAAAGUGUCUUGAAACGUUUUUGAGCGAUUUUCAAUGCUCAAUUUAAAUUUAAGCAAUAAACUAUGUGAUCUUUUUUCAGUACAUAAGAAAAGGUGAUCAGUCCAUUAAUCCAAGAGUGAAAUACACCCUUAUCAUACCCACUCAGCAUGCGAUUGGUAUACCUGGGUUGCCUGUUGAGUUUGAUUGGAUUAAUGAGAAUUGGUCAGGCUGCUCCAAAUCUUGUGCAUCAGGUAAUUAUCCAAAUUAACCCAACUUUUAUGUUAACCAUACUGUACUUUUAUAUAGUCCUGUACCUGGCCUGCGCCACAAACGAAAAUUAACUUCUGGUUAAUUCCGUCUACGAAACAUCGCCGAAAUCCUUGUACUAGGUCCCCACUUGUGUACCAGGAUUUGAGUACGCGCCAUGAUAGGACUCAGGCUAUACUAUAUCAUAUUGCCACAUUUACCAUAUUGAAGUUUUUUCUUUUCUAGGAAUCAGAACACGAACCCGAUGGUGCAUUGUUAAAGAUGACCGAAGUCCAGUUAAUACCUCCGCAUGUGGGGGACCCCCUGAAGAAACUGAACCAUGCAAUACUCAACCUUGUGAAGCAAAGUAAGUUUUUUCACAAAGUCAUGGAACAUAUCACGUGACAAAUUUUAAUACAUUACUCAUUCGUUUAUUAAUCAUUUUCGUAUUUGGUAGGUGGGUGAUGAAGUGGACAUCAUGUUCAAAAACCUGUGGCAAAGGCAAGCAAGUGCAUACCACAAAGUGCCUUCAACAAGUUAACGAAACUUUAUUCAGAGAAAGUGACACAUGUAAAGAUCCUAAACCUAACCCACCCCCCGUUCUUGUUCGGUUCUGCAAUGAAUACCCAUGCCCUCCGCAAUGGAUUGUGGGAAACUGGUCAAAGGUAAACUUUUGGUUGUUAUUUUCAUUUAAACGCCUAGAAACUCCAAUAAGGAGUUCCAAUAAUCGGCUGUUAACUCUGUGCAGUUCCUGUCGUUGCGUUCAUUCUGAUUCUAAAUUUGUUCGUUAAUAGCUUUAAUGGGGUGUGAUGUUAUUUGCGGUAAAUAUUUUGGCUUUUCUAUGGCUAACGAUUAAUUUCUCUCCGUCACGGUUAACAGACAUUUUGAACUAAGAAGAAAAAGCAAUUGAUUUAAAAAAGUUCAAAAUUCUCUAUUGUCUUAGGCAUCUAACUACUUUCCGGUAGUAAAAAAAAAAAAGACUGAAAUAGGGUCAUCAGCCACGCGACUUUGACAGCGUCUACAUAGCAGAUUACGGCAUGAAACAUUUUUGGACGGUUGGGGCUUUUACGACUUAUUAUUAAAAGCCGUGUUUACCCCUAAAGACUAGAAUUUUGGGCUGUUUUAUGAAUAAAGAUUAAUGCCAUUAGGGUGGAACUCCAUUAAAUGGGUUGGACCAGGUCCGACCUGAACAUAGACAGCGAAAUAACUAAAACUUAUUACAACUGAAAGAAAAGUAACCUGUGUUAGGACUGUAUGUAGAUACCCAAGAGAUGCACCCUAGACAAAAAGAAAAGUACAUACAAAAAAACAGAUUUAUUUUUCGAGUCCAGUUAUAGUUUACAUACAAUUUAAUACAUGGUGUUCGCUGCUCAUGUUGUUCCUAUUUGCAGUGUCCUCUGAAAUGCAGAGUUGCGACGAUACAGAGA
Porites lobata is the source of this 26822-nucleotide messenger RNA. Lineage: Eukaryota; Metazoa; Cnidaria; Anthozoa; Scleractinia; Poritidae. The record is from the annotation of a GenBank genome assembly.